Messenger RNA from Ceraceosorus bombacis, 906 nucleotides. The record is from the annotation of a GenBank genome assembly. NCBI's taxonomy places the organism in Eukaryota, Fungi, Basidiomycota, Exobasidiomycetes, Ceraceosorales, Ceraceosoraceae.
AUGGUGCAAAAGGGACCCACACGGGUAGCUGCCAAUUUGUGGCUAGCAGGUCUUGAUCAGCUUCGCUCAGCCAGCCAGCUCGAGCAGCUCGGCAUUUCGCACAUUGUCAAUGCGACGAGAGAGCAUGCAGACGUAUUUCCGGAAGAAGGUUUUGUGAGGGUACGGAUCGCGGCUAGCGAUAAUGCUCAAGAAAGGCUUUCUCCUCAUUUCGAGCGGAUAGCAGAGCUGAUCAGGCAGGCAAGAGAUGCCGAAGGGGCCCAAGUGCUGAUUCAUUGUCACGAAGGGAUCUCCAGAAGCGCUACUUUGGCUCUGGCUGCUGUGCUCAUACUGGAUGGAAAAGGUCUGAGCGAGGCGAUCGAGCAGAUGAGAAGAUGCAGAGCUCCCGUCGAGGUGGAGCCCAACCCCUCCUUUCUCCACGAGCUCAGGCAGCUGGAACUUCGACUCUUCGGCAGAUUUACAGCAAACAAACUCACCAGACUGGACGAUUGUAGGUCGCCGAUCGCUGAGCACAGCGUCCGAGAAGACAUUGCACGAUUACUCGCUCGAGCGGCGUCGGAUCCUACAGCCAUCGAAGGGCUCUUUCCAGAAGCGGAUCACAUCGCAUUGCAGCUUGCGAGCAGCUUUGAGCGAGAUCAGACGUUCGAGAGGGACGCUUUGUGCAUGUUGGAGCAAUACGCGGUGGGGUUCAAACCUCAGCACGAAGCCGCGGCCAAGGUGCUUCUACAAAUCUUGCUCAGCUUGUCAAAGGAGCUCGGUUGCGGCGGCACUGCCCUUGUGCUUGGCAGACUGCAGCAAUGGCUUCGAGUCAAUCAGCUCGAGUUGCGAAUGGAUGCACCUCAGGCGCUUAAGCAUGCCAAUGCCAUCAUGCAAGCAUUGGCGGCAGCCGAGACGGACAAGAUGAAAUGA